This is a messenger RNA of Scaptodrosophila lebanonensis, 1608 nucleotides long. Its product is annotated as E3 ubiquitin-protein ligase KCMF1-like. Gene Ontology annotation, molecular function: zinc ion binding. The record is from RefSeq and is a predicted model, not a curated record. Gene Ontology annotation, cellular component: plasma membrane. The transcript has a single exon. Bases 160 to 1458 code for a protein of 432 amino acids. NCBI's taxonomy places the organism in Eukaryota, Metazoa, Arthropoda, Insecta, Diptera, Drosophilidae. Gene Ontology annotation, biological process: synaptic signaling.
UUUCGAUCUAGUUCUCUCAAUUCGAUUGAUUUCUUAGAAAAUUCAAAACGUUUCGCUAGUUUCCCCAACCGUUUCAAUUCAGAAAUUCACUGCAAAUAACAGAGGAAUCGCCAACUCCGACCGCUCGCCUGGUACCCGACGGCAAACAGCCCCGCAUCCAUGGGUCAUCGGAAUAUUUGCUGUGAUGGUUGCAAUCGUCUGAACUUCUUUGGUCGUCGCUUCAAGUGCCUGCGUUGCGUGAACUAUGAUCUAUGCGGGGAGUGCUAUGACCAGCGUAUAGAAACGCACGAUCACUCUGUGGACCAUCCCAUGCAGUUGAUUCUGGAGAAUCAGUUGCCCGAACUGAUAUUGCCUGGCGAGACACUGGAGUUAAUGCAUCUGCCCAAUUGCUAUACCUGUCCCUACUGCGGUCUCUUCGGGCAAUCGGCUAAGCAGUUGAUCGAUCAUGUCGUUACACUGCAUCGUCUCUCCGACACCUAUGUGGUGUGUCCAAUGUGCUCGGUUCUACCGGGCGUCGAGCUCGUGACCAUUAGAAACCUGGCCCGUCAUCUACUGCUCAACCACACCGAGCACGCCAAUUCAUUGGACCCGGAUACGCCGCCGUUGCGGGCGUCUUUGGGACGCGCAUCGCGCCGGCGCCGACGCCAGACCAGUACUAGCAACUCCUCCACGUACAGCCAAAGCAACAGCAACAGCAACAACAAUAACAACAACAACAACAACAGCAUAAGCAGUGUCAGCAGCAGCGUCGACUCCGAGGCGGGCAUUGACAUUUUAUUUCAGCUUACAGAAAUGAGACGCUUGCGCCCGAAUCUGGCCAACCUAAGUACGCGCUGGCCCCUCGCCCAGCAAUUGGAUAACAUAGAGGAAAUAUCUGAGGAUGAGGUACGCGCCCGUUCUGCAAAUCUGUCAACAAGUGUCGCCGCCGAACCCUUAAUCACGCGCACCAUUGAAGAGCUGACCUUAUCGCUUUGCUCCCCGCCAACGACCACCGAACGACCCGACGCGGAUAAGUUUUUGUUACUGAAAUGGAUUGCGGCAGAAGAGGAGCGGACACAGGGCGCAGAGGAGGUCUCGCACCAGCGCCAAUGCCAUCGAGUAUUCACAGAGCACUUGCUUCUCUCCAUGCUAUGCGAGCGCGAGCUAAGGUUGCCAGAACAGAAUGUGGAGCCUGUGGUAAAUCGGAAGCUAAUCCCUACCAUAGAAAAAGAGGAUAAGGAACUGGUGCUCGCCCUCAAAGACUCAGAUGAAGGUAGGGAACCAGAAGAAUCAAAAGCAAAGCCACGCCGGUCUGAAGUCAUGAAAUUAAUGGCUCUGCCAUGGGCCUGGGCCUGGCAAGCGUACAGCAAGAUACAGUUUAUAGAGCUGGAGGGCGUUACUUUAGACGAGAGCGAAGUGAAUGGGCAGGAGUUGAUCCAGCAGCAUGAAAAGGACGAGAAGGAGGUGGAUAUCGAUUGAUCCAAACAGUGCGAAAUUUCCGGUUUUUGUAGUAGGGGGCUUUUUCUUCUUUUUUCUUCGGCAAACGUUUCCUUAAAAUUCUUUAAAAUUAUUGUACAAAUUUCAAAUUUUAUAUGUGAACAUUUAUUUUAUUUUGAAUUUGCUGAAAAA